AUGGCCGAGAGGAGACGGAUGGGCUACAGCGUGCACAGGGAGAUCCUGGACGAAGAAGCAGUGGAUGAGUUGGCAAAAAAGUCAGACUCGAAGCCAUCUCUGUCUGAGAAGGUCAAAAAGUCAAUGAGGUGUUCUGGUCCCAGGUUGAAGAGCUGCCUGCUGGGUAGCGUUCCUGUCGUGUCAUGGCUGCCUCGUUACUCCAUCAGAGAAAACGCCCUGGGUGACCUGAUUUCUGGAAUCAGUGUGGGGAUCAUGCACCUUCCGCAGGGUAUGGCCUAUGCCCUGCUAGCCUCUGUUCCUGCAGUCUUUGGACUUUACUCCUCCUUCUAUCCCGUCCUCCUCUACUUCAUCUUUGGCACUUCCAAGCACAUCUCAAUCGGAACAUUUGCCGUGUUGAGUGUGAUGGUCGGAGGGGUGACAGAGCGAUUAGCUCCAGACUCCGACUUUAUGACAUGGGACAAUGUGACCAACGCCAGUGUAGUUGACAUCAUCCCCCGGGAUGCAGAGAGGGUCAGAGUGGCUGCAGCCGUCACCUUCUUGUCUGGAUUAUUUCAGAUUCUGCUCGGUCUAGUCCAGUUUGGCUUCGUUGUGACCUACCUGUCUGAGCCGCUGGUCCGAGGUUACACCACAGGCGCUGCCAUCCACGUCAUCGUGUCCCAGCUCAAAUACACCUUUGGCAUCAGCCCUGUGAGACACAGUGGACCCUUGUCUUUGAUAUACACUGUGUUGGAGAUAUGCUAUCUCCUUCCAAAGACAAACAUUGGUACUCUUGUGGUCAGUAUCGUCGCUAUAAUCGGCCUCAUCCUCGUUAAGGAGCUCAACUCAUACUUGAGUAAAAAACUACCUGUUCCUAUACCCGUGGAGCUGCUUGGUAUUGUAAUUGCUACAGUCAUCUCCUGGCAAGUUAACUUGGCGGGGAGAUAUGGAGUGGAUGUGGUGGGACUGAUUCCCUCAGGCCUCCAGCCGCCCGUUCUCCCAACUGCCUCUCUGUUUGGUCAGGUGAUCGGGGAUGCCUUUGCUAUAGCGGUGGUUGGCUACGGCAUCGCCAUCUCACUGGGACGAAUCUUUGCCCUAAAAUAUGGAUACAAGGUGGACAGCAACCAGGAACUGAUCGCGCUGGGUCUGAGUAACUCCGUCGGAGGAAUCUUCCAGUGUUUCGCCAUCAGCUGCUCCAUGUCUCGCACCACGGUUCAGGAGAGCACAGGCGGGAAGACUCAGGUUGCUGGCGCUCUAUCAGCAAUAGUUAUCCUUUUCAUCACGCUCUGGAUUGGAACUCUCUUUGAAGAUUUGCCGAAGGCAGUGCUGGCCGCCAUCAUCUUUGUCAACCUCCAUGGCAUGAUGAAGCAAUUCAUGGAUAUCCCUGUACUGUGGAGGAGCAACAAAAUAGACAUGGUGAUCUGGGUGGUCACCUUCAUCCUCACCUUGCUAUUAAACCCUGACCUGGGACUGGCUGCUGCCAUCGGUUUCUCCAUGCUCACCGUCAUCUUCAGGACACAGCUACCUAAAUACUCCAUAUUAGAGCAGGUCCCAGACACUGACAUUUACAGGCCACUGGAGGACUACGAACAGCUGAAGCAGGUGCCAGGGAUUCUUAUCUUCCGUUCCUCUGCCACCCUCUACUUCGCCAAUGCUGAGAUGUACCAAGAAGCACUCGGAGAGAAGUCUGGCAUUGACAUUACCAAACUCCUGUCAGCAAAGAAGAAACUAGAGGCCAAAAGGAAGAGGCACGAGAAGAAAAAUGCCAAGGAAGCUGCCAAGAGGAACGCAGUGGACAUGGAGGGGGGGCCAGAGAAGGAAGAGCAGAGGGAGAUUGCCAUCAUUGAGAUGGACGCUGAGCCCGACCCCUCACUCCCCAGAGCCAUCAUCCUCGACCUCAGCCCAGUCAACUUCCUGGAUACUGUGGGAGUGAAGACGCUAUGCAGCAUCCAGAGGGACUAUGGGGAAAUUUGUAUAGAGGUGGUUCUCGCUGGCUGCUUGACUGGUGUGGUGGACAACCUGCAGACUGGAGGUUUCUUUAGCGAAAAAGUGACAAAGUCCUGUCUCUUCUCCACCGUCCAUGACGCUGUUCUGCACUGUCAGUCUGCCAGAACACACAGCCAAGAUAAGGUGAUGUACUGUGAUCACAGCGACACAUUUGUGAGUCCCGAGAACAGUGGCGGAGGAUAUUAUGAAGAAGUGCUAGACACUUGUCUGUAUGAGUGUAUCCUGUGA
Messenger RNA from Anarrhichthys ocellatus (wolf-eel), 2211 nucleotides. RefSeq names its product solute carrier family 26 member 6, tandem duplicate 2 (gene slc26a6.2). The coding region runs from base 1 to 2211 and encodes 736 amino acids. The record is from RefSeq and is a predicted model, not a curated record. Lineage: Eukaryota; Metazoa; Chordata; Actinopteri; Perciformes; Anarhichadidae. Gene Ontology annotation, biological process: sulfate transmembrane transport. The transcript has 19 exons. Gene Ontology annotation, cellular component: membrane. Gene Ontology annotation, molecular function: secondary active sulfate transmembrane transporter activity.